Messenger RNA from Juglans regia (Persian walnut), 1048 nucleotides. RefSeq lists its product as uncharacterized. Lineage: Eukaryota; Viridiplantae; Streptophyta; Magnoliopsida; Fagales; Juglandaceae. The transcript has 6 exons. The coding region runs from base 124 to 747 and encodes 207 amino acids. The record is from RefSeq and is a predicted model, not a curated record.
AAGUACUAGCUCAUCAUCUAAACCUCCUCAAAAUCAAUUCCUAGCUCAUCAUCCCUCAUCAAUUUAAGUCUCUAGUGCGUGCAUUUCUGAUCUUCUCGAUCUUGUGGCCUGUGAAUUAAGGAAAUGGCUUCCAGCUCCAAUAUGUUGGCUUUCCUAGCUGUUAUGUUUCUGGUGGUGCUACCCAUGUCUUCCCUAGCCUCAAAUCAUACUCAUCUUGAUGAUCUUUAUGAAAAGGUGUGUGAAGAAGUGGAAUGUGGAAAGGGAAAUUGCUCAGCUGACAUAAAUUACCCACUUGGCUUCAAGUGCGAAUGCGAACCUGGUUGGAAGCGAACUCGUGACGACGAUGACGAUCUCACGUUUCUUCCCUGCGUGAUACCUAAUUGUACUCUUGAUUACGGCUGCCAGCCAGCUCCUCCACCGGUUCCACAAACGGAGAAUCCACACAAUAUAUCAGCCUUUGAUCCAUGCUACUGGGCCUAUUGCGGAGAAGGGACAUGUACCAAGAACAAGACACAUACACACAGAUGUGAAUGCAACUCGGGUUACUCCAACCUUCUAAACAUCUCAGCCUUCCCAUGCUACAGUGAAUGUACACUUGGAUCUGAUUGUUCAAGACUUGGGAUUACGGUCCAAAAAUCUACUACAGACGAUGGAUCUGGGACUGGUCAAGCUACCUCGUUUCUGCCUGGAAAGUUCCAUUGGAUGGCUAUAUUGAUGGCGUCGUUGUGUAUGUUUCUGUGGAAGUAGAAGGGAUCGAGAUUUGGCAUGCGUAGACAGACACAUUUAUUUGGCCUCUUUGUUCAUCAUGUUUUCCUUAUUAUUUCCCUAAUUAUUCCCUGGUUUUUUUAUGUACAAAGUUUGUAUGAGUACUGAAAACAGUCGUCAUAGGCUGACGAUGAUUGUUGUAUACAACACCACAUGAUGAGAAUAAAUGUUUUGAGUAGUACUAAUAUUGAUAGUUAUAAAUGCUUUUUCUAUAUAUUAUAAAUAUAUCAAUUGAUUUAGUUGUUGCAAGUAAUUUUACCUACUCUCCGAAAUGGAGAAAUCA